GGGGGUGCUGUCCUCCCUGGAGUGGUGGCGGGAUGAUGCUAAUUUAUUUAAAGGGAUGGAGUUUGGUUUUCACCAAACUCAUCUGUCCGUAACUUCCGAUGCUUCCCUUUUCGGUUGGGGGGCUCACUGUGCUGGCCUUUAUGCCCAUGGGUUAUGGUCUGAAUCUGAACGUGAGGAACAUAUUAAUGUUCUUGAGUUGCGGGCAAUUUUAUAUGCAUUGAUCUCCUUUACAGAUGUCGUGCGGAACAAGUCCGUUCAGGUCCUGACCGACAACACGACGGCGAUGUUUUACAUCAACAAGCAAGGUGGCACGGCGUCUGUGGCUCUCUGCACAGAGGCGAUGAGACUCUGGAAGUGGGCCAUAGAUCAUGCUGUCUGGCUGCAUGCAGUUCACAUCCCGGGGGUACAGAAUUCCAUGGCGGACCACCUGAGCAGGCUCCACAGGGAAAACUACGAGUGGUCCCUCCAGGACAAGUAUCUCGCCCCUAUCUUCUCGGAAUGGGGGACUCCGGAGUUGGACCUGUUUGCGACUGUGGAAAAUCGCAAGGUCCUAGCUUAUUGUUCCAGAGGAGGAGUAGGCCCAGAAUCAAGUGGGGACGCGUUUCAGUUAAGUUGGUCAGGUCCCCUGUGUUAUGCCUUCCCUCCGUUCCCGCUUCUGGCACGGGUCCUCAGCAAGAUCCAGAGGGACAGAGCGUCCGUCAUCCUGGUGACCCCGUAUUGGCCGAGGCAACCAUGGUUUCACUCCCUUCUGAGUCUACAGACUCAAUCGAUCCGUCUCCCGGUGGUUCCCGAUCUCCUGACCUGCGGGGGGGUUCUUCACCACGACAUCAGGAGACUCAAACUCACAGCGUGGUUGAUCAGGCCGGGGCUGCCUUCUCCGAGGCUGUGACUAAUGUUCUCUUAAAUGCUAGACGUUUGUCUACCAGGCAGUCUUAUGCCCUUAAGUGGGACAAAUUUUCUGUGUGGUGUAGUCGCAGGGGUUUGGAUCCUUUUGAGUCCACCCUUUCUGAGAUUUUGGAUUUUUUGUGGGAGGUAAAGCAAGAGGGUUUGGCCAACUCCUCAGUCAAGGUUUAUCUGGCAGCCAUCUCUGCCUUUCACCCUCCAGUGGAUAGAAAGUCUGUUUUUUCCCACUAUUCUGCCAAAUUAUUUUUGAGGGGAUUGAAUAAUUUGUUUCCCCCUGUGCGGGCUUUGGUCCCUCAGUGGUCGUUGCCCCUGGUUCUGACUCGUUUGAUGUCUAAGCCGUUUGAACCCUUGGCUUCCUGUCCGCUUCGUUUUUUGUCCAUGAAAGUGGCCUUUUUGGUUGCGGCUACUUCAGCCAGGAGGGUUGGGGAGCUGGCAGCGUUAUCUUGCGAGCCCCCUUAUUUGAAAUUUCACCCUGAGAAGGUCGUUCUUCGUACAAAGGUUGAGUUUUUACCUAAAGUAGUAUCCCGUUUUCAUUUAUCUCAGGAAUUGGUUCUGCCGGUUUUCUUUCCGACUCCGGCUUCUGAGGCAGAGGCGGCCCUUCAUUCUUUGGAUGUUCGCAGGGCCAUUUUAUUUUAUUUAGAUAGGGUAAAACCAUUUAGGAUUGACUCUAAUUUGUUUAUUUGUUUUGCUGGACCGAAGAAGGGUAACCGGGCUUCGGCUCAGACUAUCUCUAGAUGGGUGGUCCAGGCUAUACUGACCUGUUAUUCUGCUGCUAACCUACCUUGUCCUUUGCAAGUGCAUGCCCACUCCACCAGGUCCCAGGCGUCGUCAGCGGCUCUCUUCAGAGGUGUUCCACUCCAGGACAUCUGCAGGGCGGCGACGUGGGCCUCGGCGGAUACCUUUGUGAAGCAUUAUGCGCUGGAUAUCCUAGAUAGAAAGGAGACAGCGGUGGGCACGGCAGUUCUGCACUCCAUCUUUGAGUGAUGCUUUGGCGUCACCUCCACCCAGGGGGCGGCGAAAGAGGAACUGAGGGUAUGUGAGGGGCGCUCCGCCUCUUAAGGGCCGUUUCGGCGGGAAAGCGGCCGCGCAUGCGCGCUGAGAGGCGGGAGCGCCCCCUGGUGGUGUUUAGCUAUUAAAAUCUCCGGUAUCGGCAGGCCUGCGCGUGCGCAGUCCCAUGUGUGCCUGCA
Molecule: messenger RNA, 2090 nt
Organism: Eublepharis macularius
Lineage: Eukaryota; Metazoa; Chordata; Lepidosauria; Squamata; Eublepharidae
Exons: 2
Coding region: 499-1887 (462 amino acids)
Biological process (GO): DNA recombination; DNA integration
Molecular function (GO): DNA binding
Source: RefSeq, a predicted model, not a curated record